CGGCUUCUGGUGCUUUAGGAGUCCUGGGAGAGGACUGCGCAGCAUCACGGCUCGCCAACCUCGAGGGGCGGUCGGACCCCCAUACCUGGGUCCUUUGGGCCCCUCCCCAGAGGCGGGGCUCAGGUUAAGGACCAAUGAGCACCGCUCGGGGCACUGCCCCUGCCCCGCCCCCCGAGCCGCGGCCUCGCAGAGCGCCCGGCAGCCUGGCGCUCAGGCCUGUGGCCGCGCGAGCGCCGAGUCUUCCCCUGGACACCAAGAUGCCGGGCGAGCAGCAGGCAGAGGAGGAGGAGGAGGAAGAGAUGCAGGAGGAGAUGGUGCUACUGGUGAAGGGUGAGGAGGAAGAGGGUGAGGAGAAGUAUGAGGUGGUGAAACUCAAGAUCCCCAUGGACACCAAGGAGGUCCCCGGCGAGAAGUCGGCGCCGUCAGCCGACCCGGCGCGCCCCCACACGUGCCCCGACUGCGGCCGCGCCUUCGCGCGCCGCUCCACGCUGUCCAAGCACGCGCGCACUCACACGGGCGAGCGGCCUUUCGCGUGCACCGAGUGCGGCCGGCGCUUCUCCCAGAAGUCGGCGCUGACCAAGCACGGCCGCACUCACACGGGCGAGCGGCCCUACGAGUGCCCUGAGUGCGACAAACGCUUCUCUGCCGCCUCGAACCUGCGGCAGCACCGACGGCGUCACACAGGCGAGAAGCCGUACGCGUGCGCGCACUGCGGCCGGCGCUUCGCGCAGAGCUCCAACUACGCGCAGCACUUGCGCGUGCACACGGGCGAGAAGCCGUACGCGUGCCCGGACUGUGGCCGCGCCUUCGGCGGAAGUUCGUGCUUGGCGCGCCACCGACGCACGCACACGGGCGAACGGCCGUACGCGUGCGCCGACUGUGGCACGCGCUUCGCGCAGAGCUCGGCGCUGGCCAAGCACCGGCGCGUGCACACCGGCGAGAAGCCGCACCGCUGCGCGGUGUGCGGUCGGCGCUUCGGCCACCGCUCCAAUCUAGCGGAGCACGCGCGCACGCACACAGGCGAGCGGCCAUAUCCGUGUACGGAGUGCGGCCGCCGCUUCCGUCUUAGCUCUCACUUCAUCCGCCACCGCCGCGCGCAUAUGCGGCGCCGCUUGUAUAUCUGCGCUGGCUGCGGCCGGGACUUCAAGCUGCCCGCGGGCGCCACGGCCACCGAGCGCUGCCCCGAAUGCGAGGGCAGCUGAGCCGCGGUGGAGGUGGGAGCGUCAGGCUGAGGAGGCUGGAGAGGGGUGCAUCGGGAAGCACCCUGGUUGCCUUAUCCCGAUGGCGCCUCUCCUGCCCCCCCACCUGGGCUGGGAAAUGGGAUGUCGGGCAUGGCUGCUCCAGGCCUGGGAGACAGGAAGAGUGGCCUCCUGGGAUCCCUGGAAACCUAGCCCACCUCCCUCGCUAUAUUCUUUGGCCCGUGUUAGUGAAUAAAGUAUUAUCCUCA
Molecule: messenger RNA, 1447 nt
Organism: Cavia porcellus (domestic guinea pig)
Lineage: Eukaryota; Metazoa; Chordata; Mammalia; Rodentia; Caviidae
Gene: Znf771
Product: zinc finger protein 771
Exons: 3
Coding region: 135-1202 (355 amino acids)
Biological process (GO): regulation of transcription by RNA polymerase II
Cellular component (GO): nucleus
Molecular function (GO): RNA polymerase II cis-regulatory region sequence-specific DNA binding; DNA-binding transcription factor activity, RNA polymerase II-specific
Source: RefSeq, a predicted model, not a curated record